AUGGUGCCAGCCUCCUGCUGGCGUCACGUCCUCUCUGGGUCGGAAGUGACGCGCUAUCGGCGCGCCACGAGAAGCGCCCGCAGAACGGUUUCCCUGUGCCGGGGCGGGAUGGCGGCGCCUGGAGCCCCGGUUACCGUCACCGUCACUUACAGUAAUGAAAAACACAGUAUUCGGGUUGCUUCUCCACAAGAAGAUGGUGAACCUACACUACAAGACAUGGCUGUGCUUAUUGAACAAGUCACUGGAGUACCAGUUCCUUUUCAGAAGCUGAUCUACAAAGGGAGGUCCCUGAAAGAAUUGGAGCAACCUUUGUCAGCACUUGGUGUUAAAAAUGGUUGCAAAGUCAUGUUGAUUGGGAAAAGGAAUAGUCCAGAAGAAGAGGCUGAAUUAAAGAAGUUAAAAGAUUUGGAGAAGUCAGUGGAGCAAAUAGCUAAUAAGUUAGAGGAAGUUAAUAAAGAGUUCACAAGUAUCCAGAAGGGAUUUUUAGCAAAGGAUCUCCAAGCAGAAGCACUAAAAAAGCUGGACAAGAGGAUAAAAGGAACUGCAGAGCAGUUUAUGAAGAUUCUGGAACAGAUUGAUGCCAUUAAUCUGCCAGAGAAUUUCAGUGAUUGCAAACUGAAAAAGAAAGGCUUGGUGAAAAGGGUUCAGGUUUUUCUUGCCCAGUGUGACACUAUUGAAGGAAAUAUUGGUCAAGAAAUAGACAAGCUGCAGUCAAAGAAUUUGGCGCUGGCAGAAUGAUGCAUUGCCAUACAUAAUUAGGAAACAUAAUUGCUCUAUGAGCAAGAAGAAGAGUUUGCUCUUUGUUUUGGAGCACGUAUUCAGCUUUUUUUUUUUCUUCUUUUUUUUUAAAGCACAGUCUGUUAGACUGGUACCAGUCAAUCAUGUAUUGCUGGUUGUCUUGUUUGCCGCUUGGUUAGACCUAUUAUUUUUAAAAGAAAAUACUUCCUGAGAAUGACAGAAACAAUCUUUGUGGUGAAUUGUUAUGUAUCUUAUGGACAAAUGUUUAGUUAACUAAGUUAUAAAGUUUACAGUGAUGGGCAGUUUUGUCUGAUAUGUCUUUGAAUUUAUUUACAGCUCAAAUCAAAGGAGGUCUAUAAUUGUACAAGUGCCAUAAGUUGCAAUUGUAGGACUUCAACUUGAUUGAAAAAGGCAAACUGAGACAACACCUGGAAAAGUCGAACAUUCUAGUAGACCAAUCAGAGCAAUAAAAACCCCCUACAUAUUUGUAUCUACUUAAUGUUUGUAUGCAUUUAUAAAUAUAAGAAAGCUUGACUGUAAGGGAGUUGUACCUAUUUUAGCCUUAAAUUGUCAUAAUCAAUGGAAUGUACUGUAACAUGUAUGGUACUUAAUUUCGAGUGGUGCUUUAAGUUGUUACUGAGCUCCUUUAUACAGACGUAUGUUUUUUACAUAGAUUUCUGUUGUACUGUGGUUUUUAUAGAUUAUUCUUAAUUUGAUUAUUUGUGUUCUGUCUUGAGUUAUGGUGGGAAAUGAAAUGAGAUUACUCAUGCUGCUCAUAUACCAAGGGUUCAGUUCAAGCCAGGUAUAACUAAGGAGCUAUUUUGAAAGGGUUUUUUAUACCUUUUUUCUGAUUCCACUGAAUUUGUGAUGCUAUUAAUAUAUUUAAUGGAAAAUUGCAGUGAUUAUUUUUAGUCUGUUAAGGUAAACAGUGAAUUUUUAUAAAUGUUACAAAGUGACACAACUUUAUUUUAGCAAUGCCAUGCGUCUGAGUGUUGUGACUGAUUCUUGCAGUCAGAUCGGUGCCAUGUGUAGCCUUCUCUGUCUGGUGAAAAAUAAGCUUUUGCAGAAGAUGGUAACUGUCAGCAGGCACAGCCAACUUUGCAGUUGUUGGUCAGAGCCCAUAUCUAACGUACUUAUAGCAGGAAUUGCUUUUUCACUGAUACUUCUGGUCAGAAGAUCAGCCAUAUUUGCAGUGGCUGGUGAGGUAAGGAGCCUGUUUCUGUGGGGAAAGAAAAGCUCUUUUGUCUCAAAUGAGUCAGACCGACGAUGUUUAGAAAUGGCCCUUACAUAGUGAGCCUUUAUCUCUACGUGACUGCUUUAAGAUUAGUUGUCCUUUCAAGAUAAGAAUAGGAAAUGUGCGUAAAAAAAUGUUAACUUCUAAUAAGUUAUAAACCUUAAAUAAUAGCUGAAGUAUUAUUAUUAAAGUAUUAUCUUUGAUGUUUGUAAGUGGAGGAACAUUUAUUUAGUGAAAAAUGCCAUUGCACAAAUGAAGUGGUAGCCCCGCAUUGGAAAGGGUCGCUUCUAUUCCAAAAAUGCCUUUUGACCAUACCAAGAUUGGAGUUGCUGUAUAUUUUACUGUCAGCCAGUUUCUUCAAGAUUGUAUUUUUCCCAUAUGUAACUCUCUUCUCAGCACCGGUGGAGGAUUUCAAGGUCUAAACUCCUAGGAAGCUCAUCUAUCAUGUUAGGAAAUUGUAUGUUUGGUAGGACUGUGGAUAUUUUUUGCUAGGCUACUGGUCUGGUCAUGCUGCAUUUUUCCAGCACUUUAAAGUUAGGGGGAAAAAGAGUUGGGUGUAGCCAUUUUCUGUGAAGCCCCACCUAGCUUGGUGCUGCUUCUGGACCAGAUUCAGCUGACUCUCAAACCACCAGCAACACCAUUUCCUAAUUCAGAGUGUGCAAAAUUCUCCACUUUCUUGUAAUGGGCAGGAUCCUCACCCUCUCAGAUGUCAGUCCUCUAAUGCAUUCAACUUUCACAGGUACAUGUAUAAUAAGCGAAGUGUCCCCUUGUGCCCUCGAAGAGACCUGGGAACUGUGGUCAUGGCUGGGGCUGUGCCCAUUUCUGCUGCUCCUUUGUAUUUUUCUCUCUUGGUCAAGAACACGAAGGCUGCAGGCAGACAUCAUCUUCUCAGAACUCCUUCCCAGAGACGUGCUGGUGUGAAAACACCCUCAGCCCAUCUCAAAGCCAGCGGGAUUAACUUAUACUGUUCCCUAAUAGAUCUUUUGAUGUUCUGGUACUCGGAGGUGAAGAGAGUGAUGAUGAACCUCUCCACCAGCACACCUGGGUUCAGCGAAGGCUGGUUGUCCUGAGCUGAAGUUACCUUACAGGGCUAACUCCUGGAAUCAGUGUUUGGUUUCUAGGACAGAAGUAUGUGUAUGAAGACAAACUUUUGCAGCAUAAAAUUUUUUGUCUUCCAAAUAUAAAAACGAGUUUAUUCUUUUUGGAAAGCAGAUGGUUGUAUUUAGAAUUAUCUAAGACCUUAUAGAGUGGAUUGACUUUUAUGCUUAGUUUUGAAAGAGGAGUCUUUCCUACACUUUUUUCAUAAUAGCCUUAAAUUUCAGUAAAAGCAAACUUCUGUGCUUUUAAAAAGUGCAGCAGACAACAACUGUGGGAGGAGGGGCAAAGGAAGGGGAGAUUUUAAAUAUUCUUCAGAAUUUGUAAAGGUAAACUUAGAUCUCAAUCAAGCUUAAGCUGUAUUCUCGCUGAUUCUGUAGUCUAGGUGUACUGUGAUACCUAUUUUGUUACUGAAUCAUUUCCUCACCCCAACCAUCUGCCCAAAUCACAUCAGAAGAGCAGCUACUCACUUUUCCCUUAGUUACACUUACCCCGUUGUCUUCCUCCACUUGCUGUGUUGCUCUGGCUGUGGUCACACACCUCAGAUUCGCCAUCUGGGCAAAAUACCUUACCAUAAAACUUGUCUUCCGUGAAAAUGAGAGUUGAACUGCACACUUCCUUGCCCCAUUUCCCCCCCAGCUCCUGUAAGCUGAUGUGAGGUGAACCAAACCCGACGUUCAGGGAGCUGCAGGGUCUGGAGCUGUGGGACGGCUGGUUGUCUGGGAACGGUGUAAAAUCUGCUGCUUGCAGUGGCGUCCUCUGUGGGCAGCUCCUCCUGAAGGUAAUGUCACUGUAAACCUGGAGUAACACCUUUGUGACUUCGAAAGGUCACUCGUGGUUUGGAGUGGAGUACUUGACACCGUGGAACUCGGGUCUAGAUUUUUUUCUCUUUUUUAGUUAUUGUAUUAUUAUAAAUGAAAAGGUAAAAAUAAAAGUUCUCUGGAAAGUU
Columba livia (rock pigeon) is the source of this 4016-nucleotide messenger RNA. RefSeq names its product BAG cochaperone 1 (gene BAG1). The record is from RefSeq and is a predicted model, not a curated record. Gene Ontology annotation, biological process: protein stabilization. Gene Ontology annotation, cellular component: cytoplasm; membrane; nucleus. Bases 1 to 738 code for a protein of 245 amino acids. The transcript has 7 exons. Gene Ontology annotation, molecular function: adenyl-nucleotide exchange factor activity; protein-folding chaperone binding. Lineage: Eukaryota; Metazoa; Chordata; Aves; Columbiformes; Columbidae.